This is a messenger RNA of Macadamia integrifolia, 1973 nucleotides long. Its product is annotated as protein IQ-DOMAIN 6. NCBI's taxonomy places the organism in Eukaryota, Viridiplantae, Streptophyta, Magnoliopsida, Proteales, Proteaceae. Gene Ontology annotation, molecular function: protein binding. The transcript has 5 exons. The coding region runs from base 194 to 1543 and encodes 449 amino acids. The record is from RefSeq and is a predicted model, not a curated record.
UAGUCACGCUUCUCUAACUUGCUCUUUCGUUCUCUCGCUCUCUGUUCCAGAUUUGGCUCGUCGCGAGUCUCUCUGUCCUGCUGAAACCAGUAUUUUCAGCUCCCUGUAGCUUUAUUCCUUCAAGAAAUAGCGGGUAGUUGAGGUUUUAGUAGUUCUAUUAGCUCUGUUCUUUUCGAACAAGAGCUCAUCAGUGAUGGGUGCUUCUGGGAAGUGGUUCAAAUCCUUAAUAGGCAAUAAAAAGCUCGACAAGGACGACAAUGAAAAGGUCAGUGGGAAGAAAGGGAAAUGGAAACUAUGGAGAAGCUCUUCUGCUGAUCUUGGAUCUUCAUGGAAGGGUUUUAAAGGUGGGCAAAAAGCUGCAUCAGAGACUUCGGAUUCUUCAUCCGUGGCUGAUGUGUAUAGUGCUGCAGUUGCUGCUGUCGUUAGGGCUCCACCAAAGGAUUUCAAGAUUGUGAGGCAAGAAUGGGCUGCACUCCGGAUUCAGACGGCGUUUCGUGGAUUUCUGGCAAGGAGGGCAUUGAGGGCUUUGAAAGGUGUGGUAAGGAUUCAAGCUCUUGUCCGUGGCCGGCAAGUGAGGAAGCAAGCUGCCGUGACAUUGAAAUGCAUGCAAGCACUAGUUCGUGUUCAGGCCAGAGUCAGGGCCCGGCGUGUAAGGAUGUCUAUGGAGGGUCAAGCUGUGCAGGAGCUACUGAAUGAACAUCGUAACAAAGUUGAUCUCUUGAAACAAGCCGAGGAAGGUUGGUGCGAUAGUCAGGGAACACUAGAUGAAGUUAGGUCAAAGCUUCAAAUGAGGCAAGAAGGGGCUAUCAAGAGGGAGAGAGCACUUGUAUAUUCUCUUGCUCAACAGCAAUGGAGAUCUAUCUCGAACGCAAAGACAAAUUCGAAUUCAUAUUUGCCCUCUUUCAAGCAAUUUGAAGUAGAUAAAAACAGCUGGGGAUGGAGCUGGUUAGAACGUUGGAUGGCAGCUAGGCCAUGGGAAAAUAGAUUGAUGGAAAAGGUCCAUGUUGAUCCUUCAGAGACUCCUCCAUCUAAGAAAUGUGAGGAUUAUUUGGUCGGCAGUGGCCGCCCAAAAUUGUUGGAACCCAGUUCAGUUAAAGUUAGGAAGAACAAUGUCACCACCAGGAUUUCCGCAAAGCCUCCUCGUUCAUCGUCAGGGCCAAGUUCUGAAUGUAUGUAUGAUGAGAGCUCGGCAUCGUCUUCUUCAAUCUGCACAUCUAUGACUCCUGUAUCUGGGAAUACCAUGUUGGCAUCUGAUAGAACAGAGGAGAGCAAUAACAGUAAGCCAAACUACAUGAACCUAACAGAAUCUACCAAGGCUAAGCAGAGAAGUUACAAUUAUUCUUCCCAAAGAACGCAGAGGCAGCAGUCCAUGGAUGAUUUUCAGUUUCAUAAGAAAUCAGAUCUACUUUGUAAUCUGGAUAGCAAGAGCAGUGCUGGAUCUCAUCCUCCUUCUGUCAAUUUGUCUAAGUCAGUUAACUUGUCCACACGGUUGGAUAAGAACACCAUGAGAGCAAGGGAAAGGGAGAACAGUUAUUAUGAUUGAAAAGUUAGGGUUUCUUUGUGUUUAUUUCCAGAGUUCAACAUCUUGUUGUCCCUCAUCUUGAAACUCAGCUGUAGCUUUGGAAAAUUUCAGAGAGAGCUCUCUUUUUUAAUGUAUGAAGAUAUUUCAGAGAGAGAUUGUUGUUGUGGAAUCAUACACUACUUUUGUGGGGCAUUGCUUGAAGAAAUGUGGAAGGUUUGGACUGUUCAAGCAAAUCCCUGGGUUUGAGUCUAGAGAGCAGCCACUUUGAGUAAAAAUGUCAAAGGUUGGGACAUUCUCUAUACUCUCACCACCUUGUAGUCCUUGGCUUUUGUGAGUGUGUUCAAGAUUGCUUAUUGGAAGUUCUUGUAUUUGCAUAUAUUGUAAUUCAUGUUCUGGCAGUUUUCAGUUCUUUUCAUAAGAAGGGAUGAUAUUGGAGCAUCUUUUAUCUGAA